UGCGCAACUCAUAUCCUCCCUUAAUCCUCUCUUUCCUUCGGAGUCCCCAAAACUUACCCCGUGCCCCUUCUCCAUCAUGCGACGGCCUCUCCUUGCGCUAUAGCCCAACUCCGCCUCCUCCUCCAUGGGCAACUGCUUCACCAAGAACCCCACCAACCCCGCCCCGGCCGAGGGUGAGGGCGAGGCAGGCGCGGAUCCGGUCCCGAGCUCCGCCCCCGACGAUGCCCCCGUCCAGAAGGCCCCGAUCCCUACGGCGGCCUUCACCCCGCCCCCCAAACCGACCGCCAUCGGCCCGGUUCUUGGCCGCCCGAUGGAGGACGUCCGCACGACAUACUCCCUCGGGAAGGAGCUCGGCCGGGGCCAAUUCGGCGUGACGCAUCUUUGCACCCACAAGGCUACCGGGGAGAAGCUGGCCUGCAAGACCAUCGCCAAGCGGAAGCUCACCAACAAGGAGGACAUCGAGGACGUCCGGAGGGAGGUCCAGAUCAUGUACCACCUGUCGGGGCAGCCCAACAUCGUGGAGCUGAAGGGGGCGUACGAGGACAAGCAAUCGGUGCACCUGGUGAUGGAGCUGUGCGCUGGCGGGGAGCUGUUCGACCGGAUCAUCGCGAGGGGGCAUUACACCGAGCGGGCGGCCGCGUCGCUGCUGCGGACCAUCGUGCAGAUCGUGCAUACCUGCCACUCCAUGGGGGUGAUGCAUAGAGACCUCAAGCCGGAGAACUUCCUCUUGCUUAGCAAGGACGAAGACGCGCCUCUCAAGGCCACCGAUUUCGGGCUCUCCGUUUUCUUCAAGCAAGGAGAAGUAUUCAAAGACAUAGUCGGCAGCGCAUAUUACAUAGCACCUGAAGUUCUCAAGCGAAGAUACGGGCCAGAAGCUGAUAUCUGGAGCAUAGGGGUGAUGCUCUAUAUUUUUCUAUGUGGAGUUCCUCCUUUCUGGGCUGAAUCUGAACAGGGGAUCUUCAAUGCUAUUCUGAGAGGACAGAUUGACUUCACAAGUGAUCCAUGGCCUAACAUUUCACCUGGUGCUAAGGAUCUUGUGAGAAAGAUGCUAAAUUUGGAUCCAAAACAGAGGCUAACAGCAUUCGAAGUUCUCAACCAUCCUUGGAUCAAAGAAGAUGGAGAAGCACCUGAUACACCACUUGACAAUGCAGUUCUCAACAGACUGAAACAGUUCACAGCAAUGAACCAUUUCAAGAAAGCUGCUUUAAGGGUAAUAGCAGGAUGCUUAUCUGAGGAAGAGAUCAGAGGGCUGAAGGAAAUGUUCAAAAAUAUGGAUUCUGACAAUAGUGGAACCAUUACUCUUGAAGAACUGAAACAAGGUCUUGCUAAGCAAGGAACAAAGCUAUCAGAGAAUGAAGUCAAACAGCUAAUGGAAGCUGCUGAUGCAGAUGGGAACGGAACCAUAGAUUAUGACGAGUUCAUUACAGCGACAAUGCACAUGAACAGAAUGGGCAGAGAAGAACAUCUGUAUACAGCUUUCCAGUACUUUGAUACGGACAACAGCGGCUAUAUUACUAGGGAAGAACUUGAGCAAGCUCUGAAAGAGAAGGGGCUGUAUGACGAAAAGGAGAUCAAGAACAUAAUUUCUGAAGCUGAUGUGGACAAUGAUGGAAGAAUUAAUUACGAUGAGUUUGCGGCCAUGAUGAGAAAAGGGAACCCUGAACCAAAUCCAAAGAAAAGAAGAGAUGUGGUUAUUUAACCUGAGCAUGUAAAAGAGGGAGGAGAGGAUCAGUUCUGUUUGAACUUGACUACGUAUCCUAUACUUUGGUGUGGUGGAGAAAUCAUGCAGAAGAUUGAAGGCUAAUUAUGGGGGCGGGGGGAAGUGAGGAUAUUUCAUGUACAAAUCUUGCUUGUGGGGAUUAAAUUAGGCGGAGAAGUGAUCAAACAUCUUUAUGGCAUAUAAAGGUGUUAGCUUUUGUGAACUUUAUACAGAGUUAAACAAUCUUAUGUGAGCUAAUGCCAGUGAAA
This is a messenger RNA of Musa acuminata subsp. malaccensis (wild Malaysian banana), 1968 nucleotides long. RefSeq names its product calcium-dependent protein kinase 2. Gene Ontology annotation, biological process: intracellular signal transduction; protein autophosphorylation; peptidyl-serine phosphorylation. Lineage: Eukaryota; Viridiplantae; Streptophyta; Magnoliopsida; Zingiberales; Musaceae. The record is from RefSeq and is a predicted model, not a curated record. Gene Ontology annotation, cellular component: nucleus; cytoplasm. Gene Ontology annotation, molecular function: ATP binding; calcium ion binding; calmodulin binding.